AUUUUUCAUUCGAACGACAGGUGCAACAAAUGUAUGGGGUUGGGGAAUUGCUAUGGAAACCUAUGGGAUGCUCUACAGUUGACUAAUGAAAAUUGAACUUUGCUACACUUUACUUUGACGUUAAACGUCGAACUCAAAGGGUUAUUGAAACCAAUUUCUCGUGUAAUUAGCGACAAUUUACGGAUAAUUAAUUACGCCAAUGUGCACCAGUGGCGACGAUAGUGUUAAAACAAGGAAUGAUACGUCGAAGAAGAAAGUGGUAUCCGCACAAAAUUUAUUUAUGAAACCAUUAUUGAGGUUGAAACAGCAAGAACAUAUUCUUGAAAAAGGAUUAAUCGGUGCAAUUAAAAAUAUGAAAAUAGACUCGAAUUUAUUACAAGAUAUCAUGCACGAGCAUACAGAGUUAUCCUUAAGAAGACAGAACUAUUUAGAUACGAUGUACAAAAAUAUAGAUAAUAUUAUUUCCGAUUUGGAUUCUGUAAAAAAUAUCGUUAAAAGUCCGGAAGAAAUAAAGAAAUUAGAUGUAAACACGUACAAAUCAAAAUUGAUCAAACUUUCGCAAAAUAUGCAGGAUUUCAAAAAAUCUUAUCCCAUUCAAACUUUAAAAGAGGAAGGGGAUGCGUUGAAUGUUGAAUUGCAAGAAUGUAACUUUAAUUUGGAAAAGUAUGAGAAAGCGCAGAAAAAUGCAACACCAUUAUUGUGUAAAACUAAAACGGAAAAUAAAAGAGAAAAAGUAGAAUUUAAAGACGUGGACGAUUUUCAUAGCCUCGUCGCGAUAACAGGUCACACGGAAAAUUGGACAUUGGAUGAUCACUUGUUUUUUUUAAAAAUGAGGAAAAAAUGCAAAAGCAUACCAACACUGGUUACAACGAUUCAGAAAAAGUGUCCAGAUUUAACAGCUGAAACUAUAGUGAAUCACGAGGCAUGGUACAAGCAUUAUGAAGAUUUGCGUGGAAAACAGAAGAUGGCAGUGAGGGAAUGGCGUCAACAAAAAGAAUUGGAGAGAAAUAACAUCGAUGAAAUUGGCCAAGAAAUUGAGCGUUGCCAUGAGAAGGAAGAUUUGGAAAAUGAAAUUCCCGAAGAGAAAACGAAGAUAAAAGUUUUCAAAAAGGGGAAGUCAAGUCAUUCAGAAACUAACAACAAUUCAAUGAAUAACAAUGAGAAAAAAGAGUUGAUUAAAAAGUGGAAAAUUGAGAAGGAAAAUAAACGUUUUAUGGACGAAGAACAGAUGAAAAUGCAAAUGAAGUUGAGGAAAGAAAGGGAAGAAAAUAAAAGGAAGAAACGUCAAGAAAAGAUUCAGGAAUCUUUGGAAGAGUACAAAAGGAAAAAAUCAAGGGAAAAUACUUUGAAAGAAACGAAUGAAAUUUAUAAAGAGAAAUGUAAAUAUAACGCAACUUUAAUUAGAGCGUUUAGGGAGCAGGAUAAAGAAUACACGGAGAAAAGGAAAAAUUUAAUUUUACGUUCAAAGAAGCCAAAGAAAAGCGACUUGGUGGAUGUGAAAAGGGUGGAACUGGUUGAAACGCGAGAUUAUUCGACAUUAUUAAAUAGUACGAAGGUUUGGAGGGAGAAAUGUAAUGGUAUCGAUGGUUCGACAAAGUAUUCGAAUGAAUUUCAAUAUAUCAAGGAUAUCCCAAAAAUGUGUAUCCGAUGGAGGAACGAAGAAUCGGAGGAUCUAAAAGUCUAAUAAGAAAUAUACCGAUUAAAAAAUGUAAAAGACAUUAGUAUAAAUGAUCGUACGUAUUAUCGUAUGCCUAAUUUAUUGUACUCGUAAAAGUUUUAUCAUUUUUAAUGGAUAACACACUAACGCGACUCAAAGUACGUAUAAAUAUACAAUUUUUUUUUCCACA
Molecule: messenger RNA, 1847 nt
Organism: Apis florea (little honeybee)
Lineage: Eukaryota; Metazoa; Arthropoda; Insecta; Hymenoptera; Apidae
Source: RefSeq, a predicted model, not a curated record